CACACAAAAACACAACCGUACAGAUAUGGCGCUAACUUCACUCUCAUCAUCAUUCCCAAUUAUCAAAACACACAAUUUCUCAAUUUCACAUUCAUCUCCUCCAUCAAAAUCAUUUAUAAUUUGUCAAUCAAAUCCACACAAAAACUUCAAUUCCAGUAAUAAAGAUAGUGAUAGAAAUGAUUUGAAAACUGUAGAGCAUAAGAAAUGGAAAGCUAUGGUUUCAAGUGCAUUAGCAGCUGCCGUGAUUACAUUCACUUCUUUUGAUAAUACUAGUAUGUAUGCAUUAGCCGAUCUUAAUAAGUACGAAGCCGAUGUUCGCGGCGAAUUCGGUAUCGGUUCCGCUGCUCAAUUCGGCUCUGCUGACCUCAGGAAGGCGGUUCAUGUGAACGAAAAUUUCAGGAGAGCAAAUUUUACAUCGGCUGAUAUGAGAGAAUCAGAUUUCAGUGGUUCAACAUUCAACGGUGCAUAUCUUGAAAAAGCAGUAGCAUACAAAGCAAAUUUCACAGGGGCAGAUUUCAGUGAUACACUAAUGGAUCGUAUGGUCUUAAAUGAAUCUAAUCUCACAAAUGCCAUCCUAGUAAGAACCGUUCUAACCCGCAGCGAUCUUGGACGUGCUAUUAUUGAAGGCGCUGAUUUUAGUGAUGCUGUUUUGGACCUUUCCCAAAAACAGGCACUUUGCAAGUAUGCAAGUGGAACAAACCCUACAACAGGAGUUAGCACGAGGACAAGUUUAGGGUGUGGAAACAGCAGACGUAACGCCUACGGUAGUCCAUCUUCUCCAUUGUUAAGCGCCCCACCACAGAAACUUCUAGACCGCGACGGAUUCUGUGAUGAUGGCACAGGACUAUGCGACGCAAAGUAAUUAUAUACCCCAACAAAACGAACAUGUAUCCAAGAACAUUAUUAUUCAUACUCAGAUUAAAACAUGUGGAUUAGGAAAAAUAUUAUUCACAUGAGAUUAAACAUUAAACUACAAAAGUAUUGUAUCAUAAAUAUUACAAUACAUCUCGAAUGGGUUUUUCAGAGCGAAAACCCAGCAGCCUGAUUUGAUUUUUCUGGUGUUGAAAUUGACAAUCUGAAUGAUGAUUAUUUAUGAGGAUAUAGUUAUUGUUAUUUCUGUCAA
Messenger RNA from Erigeron canadensis, 1123 nucleotides. RefSeq names its product thylakoid lumenal protein TL20.3, chloroplastic. The record is from RefSeq and is a predicted model, not a curated record. The transcript is spliced from 7 exons. Lineage: Eukaryota; Viridiplantae; Streptophyta; Magnoliopsida; Asterales; Asteraceae. Bases 26 to 862 code for a protein of 278 amino acids.